ACUACAUGUAUGUAUGCAACUUCAAGAGCAAAACACGCGACUGCCACUCUGAUCUUGCCAAGGGUUGUGUGUGGCUUUUUUGCAUUCCAUUUUCCUUCCAUCCUCGCACAAUCUCAUCCCGAACCAGUCUAUCUAUCUAUCUAUCUUCAUAAUACUACCUCCACACCGUUUUGCCACCAACCAAAAAGACUUGUUACUUCCACUAACCAUGACGACGUUUGAUGAUAUGGAACAAGCUGCCAUUGAGGAGAGUACCACCUGUGCGGCGAAUGACCACCUUCCUUCUGUGACCGAGCAACGCGAAAAGAUUGCUCAAAAGGAGCAAAAGGCGGUCAGCUGCUUGCGUCUCGUGCUGUUGGCCGUCUUGGUCGUUUCCGCCAUUGUCGUGUCGGUGGUCCUCUAUCUCUACACGUCCGCCAAGGAAACCAAUGAGUUUGAAUCGCAGUUUGAAAGUGACUCCUUCAAAGUGUUUGAAUCGUUGGGGUUGCAUCUCGAUCUCACAUUGGGAGCCGCUGAUUCGUUUGUCUUCAAGAUGAUCUCCUAUGCCAAAGCAUCUUCCAACCAAUUUCCGUUUGUCACGAUCCCCGACUUUGGAGUCCAAGCCGCCAAGGUCCUCAGUUCGUCCGCGUUUUUCUACAUGGGCACGUACAUCAAGGUCGCCAACGACGAACGCGUCGAUUGGGAAAACUAUACCAGUGACGCCACCAACACGUACUGGCUCGAGGAGAACAUUCAACAAGUUCAAGUCGAUGACCCCAACUACCACGGUCCCAUUGUCGACGACGAGUACUCCACCAGCAACUUUCUGUUCAACUACAAUGACGAGUUCCUGCCCGAAGUGGUUCCCUACAAUGAUACCUCCAACUACUAUCUCCCCAGUUUCCAGCAUUAUCCUUCCGUUCCUGAUCCUUACUAUCCUCCGUACAACUGGAAUGCCAUGGGGUAUCCCGAUUAUGCCGUUCCCUUUACCCAUGCAAUGCACACCAAGACUGUCACCAUGACGGGAGUCGUCAAUCAAGCCUUUGAUCCCAACGAUGAAUACCAAGUUUACAAUGCCGAACUCCUCAGUGCCUGGGCGGAAAACUAUAUCUCGACGGAAGAAGAUCCCACCGAACCAUACUUUGAACUCAUCUAUCCCAUGUUGAAUGCCGUCGACAAGGUCCAGAUUGAUACUUCUACCGUCGAACCGGCCGUGGGAGUCCUCUCUUUUGCCUAUUAUGUUCGCGACCUCGUCCGAGAUAUUUUGCCUCCCAACUCCAAGGGCAUUGUGGUCGUCUUUCAAAACACGUGCGAUCAAGUCUUUACGUAUCAAGUGGAUGGUGCCGAAACCACGUACAUGGGGAUUGGUGACCAUCAUGACCCCAAGUACAGUCACAUGGGACGAACGGCUCGUCUUCCCGAUCUCUCCGGGCAAGUUGCCAAAGUCUACACCGGUCUGCCUCUCGAUACCGAAUCCUGUGUUUACUCGGUUACUGUCUACCCGUCCCAAGCCAUGCAAGAUCGAUACGUCACCUCCAAACCCAUCUUUUUGGCGGUCGGUGCCUUUGUCAUCUUUCUCUUUACAUCGGCCGUGUUUUUGUUGUACGACUUGUAUGUGGCCCGGCGCCAACAGAUUGUGAAGCACCGUGCCGAAGCAUCGGGCGCUAUCGUCAAUUCGCUCUUUCCCGAACAAGUACGAAAUCAGCUCUACGAAGAACAUCAGCCUGCCCAAGAACAUCAGCAACAACCCAAGACCAAACUGUCCUCCGCCGCCGCAGGUGCAUCGGACCUAACGGCAGAUUCUUCCACAACGACCUUGUCGCCGACCGCGGGCAAACCCAUUGCCGACUUAUUCGAUUCCACAUCAGUCUUUUUUGCCGAUAUUGUGGGAUUUACCAGUUGGAGCAGUUCCAGGACGCCCAUUGAAGUGUUUGAACUCUUGGAAGCACUCUAUGGAGCGUUUGAUGUGAUUGCGAAGCGUCGUAGAGUGUUCAAAGUCGAGACGAUUGGAGAUUGCUACGUUGCCGUUACAGGCAUUCCGAAUCCUCAAGCGGAUCAUGCUGUCAUCAUGGUGAAGUUUGCCAGAGAUUGUUUGACACGAAUGAGGCAAGUACUCCAAGACCUGGUGGGCACUUUGGGAGCGGCCACUCUGGACUUGGAUAUGCGAGCUGGGGUUCACAGUGGCCCUGUCACAGCCGGUGUACUGCGUGGCGAGAAGGGUCGAUUUCAGUUGUUUGGCGACACUGUCAACACGGCGGCCCGGAUGGAAAGCAAUGGCAAGGCUGGGAUGAUUCAUGUCUCUCAGGCCACUGCCGAUGAACUUACCAAAGCGGGCAAGUCAAGCUGGCUGAAACUCCGAGACGAAAAGAUCACUGCCAAGGGCAAAGGAGAAAUGCAGACAUACUUUGUCAUGAUGUCACCCGCUCGCACAAGCAUUGCAUCCACGAGUGGUGAAGCCAUGGCCCUCCACUCCAUUGAUGAACCGCCAGCAGGUAACAAUGCUCAAGUGCUAGACAGUAUCAACCAGGGGGAUGAGGUCUACGACGAGGGCAUGGCAGAAUCAGCAGUCUCUUCUGAUGAUGAGGCAUUGGAACCAGCGACGGUCGAGGUUUAGAAUACAUCUGAUUGCUUAACAAUACGCUGCUGCACAUUCCCCCCCUCCUACACAUCCAUGAAGCGAACUAACCUCAAUGAAGACCCGGAAUUUCCUGGGAUGGUUUAGGCCCAACGUCGAGUUUGGUUUGGCACUCCAUCAACUGGAAGCAAGGCAACCAUCCAAUUGGCUGUUGGUGGGACAAGGUUCUUUGCUUUGGUGCGCCCGGCCGGCCAUACGACCAAUCACGAUGUUGAUGGUGAAGCCCGUUUCUGUGGAUCCACGGAGGCAGCCAAUCCCAGAAAGCUGUUCAAGUUUCGCCAAUGAGGAUUAUACAUAUUUUUUGCUAUUAGGAUUUCAUAUUGUCAGACAUACUCUUGUACUGGUACUACUUCUACCUGAUGCGGUACCGUAAAAGUGAUUAGUUGAAGGGGCUCCAGAGGGGAGAAGGAGGAGGGUUAAGCUAGUCUGGGCAAGAGCAUCUAGUUGCACAUGUUUUGAGUUGUGGUACCCGUAAAAGUGAUUAGUU
Messenger RNA from Seminavis robusta, 3101 nucleotides. The record is from the annotation of a GenBank genome assembly. NCBI's taxonomy places the organism in Eukaryota, Bacillariophyta, Bacillariophyceae, Naviculales, Naviculaceae.